AUGAAAGGGCGCAUAACAGAUAUUCCUUUAAAAUGCACCAAUGGAAACCAAUUUAAUAAUCGACAGUGUUUGGCUCGUAUUUUGAAAAUACUUAGAAUGGAAGAUCAGAGAAAACCAUUAGCGACAAAAAAUGGAGAAGGUAACUCCAGGCUACCUAUGUUUGGCAGUAAACUUAGACCACCAUCAACUGUGAAAAGACCAAGGAGUCCAGAGGAGAAACAAGACAACAAAAGAAGAUGUCUAGAUUAUUCAGAAAGGACUGUAGAAACAAGAGCAAGGAAAUCAUCAGAAACAAGCAAGGUUACGUCAAAGACUGGAUCAUCAUUAACAAGACAAAGAUCAGAGACUUCUCUUAACAGGUCCACUGUGUCUAAUACAAGUCUUCGUUCGUCUAACAGUGGAUCAAGUCUCAGGGCUAAUAAUGUCCGUCCAAAAGCUAACACUGCUGUAGUCAAACCAACUGCAAAAGCAGCAUCAAGCACCAGUACAAGACCACCACCUGCAAGAGGAGCACAGGGAACAGUUAGACUUGCAACCAGUAAGACAUCUACAUCUAAUAAACCACCAGCUGGUAAUGGUGGAGGUGGUGGUAAGAAGAGGCCAGCAUGGGAUCUGAAGGGUCGACUCGAGGACAUGGAGGCUAAGUUAGAGAAACAAACCAAUAACAGGGAAGGUCUAGUCAAUCAAAUGGAAACACAGAAUCAGAGAAUAGUAUCUCUGGAAUCAAUGAACCAACAGCUGUCUGGGACGGUGUCAAUUAAAGAAAAUAUAGUUAGUCAAGCCUCAGAGGAAAUCACUGACCUGAAAAGAAAACUGAGACAAGAAGAGGAUAAGCGGGAUGAAGUUCAAAGAGGACUACAGAGAGAAAUCAGUGAUAUGACCUUUCUAAAAGAGACUUUAUCUCGUCAGAACGAGAGUUUACAGAGUGAUCUGAAUGCCAGGAGAGUUGAGGUGGACGGACUCAAAGCAUCUGUAGCACAGCUAACAUCAGCUCAAGCUGGAAUGGGAGCAGAACUAGAGAACACUAAAUUACGACUUGAACAGGCUGUUACAUCAAACAAAACCAAAGAUACAGAGAUAGAGAAACUGAGAAACUUACUGGAAAAUAGAGAUAGAGAGAUAGAAGAACAAAACUGUCAAAUCAGAAGUCAUGAAACCGAGAGAAGAAAAUUACACAACCAGAUUCAGGAAUUAAAGGGCAACAUCAGGGUGUUCUGUAGAGUUCGACCUUUACUGGGAGAUGAAACUCUAGGAAAUGAUGGGAUGAUAAGUCACAUGAACUUUCCUGAUCAGGAACAAAGAAUAAUAGAGCUGGACAAAACUGGUGAUGCUACAUUGAAUGAGAGUUGCCUGACGAAGAAGGGAGGUAAUAAUGCCCAGAGUAAAUAUGAGUUUGGUUUUGACAAAGUAUUCAGUGACCAUACUUCACAGCAACAAGUGUUUGAAGAAAUCUCACAGUUAGUUCAGAGUGCUUUGGAUGGUUAUAAUGUGUGUAUAUUUGCCUACGGACAGACAGGUUCUGGAAAGACUUAUACGAUGGAAGGUACAUCUGUUAAUGAUGUGGACAAUAGGGGAAUGAUCCCUAGAGCUGUUCUACAAAUAUUUGAUUCUACCAGAGAACUAGAGAGUAAAGGAUGGAAAUAUGCUUUAGAUGCCUCAUUUUUAGAAAUCUACAAUGAAACAAUCCAUGACUUGCUUGGUGAUGAAGAUCUCAAACAUGAUAUCAAGAUGUCUGGUCAGAAAAACAGUAACGAAGUCUUUGUUACUAACUUGACCAUUGUUCCAGUUACCAAAGAGGAAAUGGUGUAUCAGUUGUUACAGAAAGCAUCUAAGAACAGAUCAGUAGGAGAAACUAAAUGUAACGAGAGGUCAUCCAGGAGUCAUAGUGUGUUUACACUCAAAUUAACAGGGGAGAAUUCUAUAACAGGGGAAACCAGUCAAGGUACAUUAAAUCUGGUAGAUCUGGCUGGCAGUGAGAGACUUAAAGAAUCUGGAUCAGAAGGUCAACGAAUGAAGGAGACAUUAGCUAUUAACAAAUCACUCAGUAACCUUGGUAAUGUCAUCAUGGCGAUAGGAAAUAAGGACAACCACAUACCUUACAGAAACUCAAAGUUAACAUACCUUUUACAGAACUCUUUAGGAGGCAAUAGUAAAACUCUUAUGUUCGUUAAUGUUUCUCCUAAAGAAGAAUGUUUCCAGGAAACACUCAACUCACUGAGGUUUGCCACAAAGGUGAACCAGUGUAAUAUAGGAACAGCCCAACAGAAGAGAUAAACAAUUAGAGAUUUUUAAAUUUAUAUAGUGCAUUUGACAAAUUUUAAAAGCACAAAAAUGUCUGCUAUAUGUAUUCUGUAUCAAUUUGUGGUUCAUAAUUGAAAUCAGAAUUUUAAUACUUAUUUAUUAUACGUGUAUUUUGUUUCAAUAUUUGCACAAUGAAUACUUCAACACAAUAGAUAUAAGUUACCCUAGUUUUUAAAAUAAUUUGAUUGUAGGGUUACUUCAUAUAUGUAUCAGUCAAAGAUUUUUUUUGUUGAAUUUUAAGGAAUAAUGAAACAUUUUAUAACUGUAAACUUAUCAAACAAGUGCAAUAUUUAUUCUAUGUGGGAUAAUACUCAUACUUGCACAGCAAUGCUUGAAGAACUGGAUCUAAAAUACUUAUCACUGAUAAUGUGGAUAAUUUGAAGCUAUAUUUGGACUAGUGCUGUAUCAUAAAAUAUUUAAACUUACUUUCUAUUACUUUUUCUGGGAAAUAAUAUGUUGCUAAACAACAAAACUUUUAUUCUCAAAGUAAUUUUUAUGAGUUUUUUAAUAUUGUGUUCAUAUUUAAAAGGCAGCAUGAUGCAUUCAGAAAUUUUAAAUGCUGUAGAUAUCAAAGUUAUUAGUGCCAGAUUUUUAUUAUGUGCUUGCUAGUCUCUGUAAUGUAUUAACAGUAUGAAUGAGAUUGACAAAUUAGAGAGUGUGUAACAUGUAUGAAUCUUUUUGUGAGGGUUUUAGUCUUGUUUCUAUAUAAAUAAUUGUUUCAUGUACUGUAGUCUAAAUAUCAGUUUAAUGGCAUUUCAUAUGCUGUAGUCCAUAGCAGUAAAAAAUGAUCAUUCAUUUAACAUCUGUUCUGUAAAUAUGUAAAUAUUUUAUAUACCUUUCAAUUUAAACUUUAUAUAUUCUAUGAAACGCACACUCAUUUCAGUUGAACAGAGCUGGAUUUAGAGGGAACAAUGGCCUCUUAUGCUGUCAGCGGCCCACACUAAUGAAAAUUUCUGGAUCAGCCACUGUUGAAUAAUACUAAAUUAAUUUGAAUGUAAUAAACUAAAUUUAAAUGAAUUUCUGUUUUAAUAAAAUAAAGCAUUCUGUUAAUUUGACAUGUGACAUUAGUUUUUUAUAAUUUUGGGGUAUCAAUGUUUUGAUGGCAUAGAAGGGAAAUCUUAAAAGAGUUUUAACAUAAUACUUUUUGUUAUAAGUUUGAAUUUAGAAUUUGUCAAAACCAACAAAAACAUUUUCUCUAAUCCACAGAAUUGCCUAACUGCAAAACUAAAAGAUUCAACAGUAAUUAUGAAAAGAACCUUCAAAUUCUUGAAAAAGUGUCUGGAGGAGAUUUUUGUCUCCUUGGAAGUAAAACCCACAUUUUGGAGAUAAUAGUUCUCCUUUAAGUGAGUAUUGAGACGCUCCCUUUAAACUUUUUAUUGUAAGUUUAAUUAAAGACAUUUAAAACCUCAUAAAAAAGAUAAAUGUUUUUUCUUGAUGUUUCAGUGUAAAAAAAACAUUUUCAAAUGGAAAAUUUUAAUUAUGUAUGUCACAUUUAAUGAGAUCAAGAAUUUAAUGAACGAAUCGUAAGGAAUGUAUAUCUAUCUGAACCUCUUGUAAUCUUUCUUCACUAAAUUUUUCUGUCUGUUCUAUUACCUAUAUUGGUAUUCUAUCAUCUAUGUUAGUUUAAGGAAUAAAUAGUCGAAGAGA
This is a messenger RNA of Mytilus trossulus (common blue mussel), 3948 nucleotides long. Its product is annotated as carboxy-terminal kinesin 2-like. The record is from RefSeq and is a predicted model, not a curated record. Lineage: Eukaryota; Metazoa; Mollusca; Bivalvia; Mytilida; Mytilidae. Gene Ontology annotation, molecular function: microtubule binding; microtubule motor activity; ATP binding. Gene Ontology annotation, biological process: microtubule-based movement. The transcript is spliced from 15 exons. Bases 1 to 2274 code for a protein of 757 amino acids.